Messenger RNA from Bursaphelenchus okinawaensis, 1199 nucleotides. NCBI's taxonomy places the organism in Eukaryota, Metazoa, Nematoda, Chromadorea, Rhabditida, Aphelenchoididae. The record is from the annotation of a GenBank genome assembly.
AUGUGGUUGUUGCAUCGAUCAUCGAAGAAACAAGCCGAAACAGGAAGGAAACCGGUUAUCAGUAGGCGGAUUCGAAACGCUUUCAGCCCGGAAUCUCAUCCGGAAGGUUUCUUCUUGUCACAUUGAGUGUACUAUUAAUUAUGCCGUUUUAUUUAGGGAAUUUUAUAUUAUUUAAAAUGGCAUUUUUUGCAAGUUUUAGGGUUUUUUUAAACUUUUUUGAAGAUUUUAAAGGAUAACAUACAGUUUCAGAUGAAAAUAAUGAAGACAGUCGAUUGUCGCUAUAGAAUGAUUAAAAAUAUUGUUUUAGUAUGUUUGGAUUACAUCGGGAAUCAGUUUUACCAACAUUUUUAUAAAAUUUAUUUUUUUUUCAAGUUGAAUAUCAAAGUCGAAGUAGUUUCUGAUUUUAAAUACUUUUUUCAAAAGCCAACCUUACUUUUUUUAAAUUUUAGCCAUGAAAAACGUCCGCCUCCUAACCCUAGUCUUCUGCCUAAUCUUCCCUCGUUACACUCUAUCGUGCGCAGCUACUGGAGCUUCUCCUGGAACCACCCCGACCACUGACUAUUGCCCCACGGGUCCCUCAAACACAGCUGGCCUUACGACGAAUGGAGUGACAGCUCAGAAUGCUGGAGAUACCAGUACUCCAGUAGCCUACUCUUCAUCGUGCACGGCUGGAGAGAGAAACUAUUGGACUGGAGCAUCGUCGGCACAGCCAGACGACGAUGAAGCGAACGCUGAGAAGGCGCUGGGAGUUCAAUGUCCAACCCCGUCCAGUGUCUGCGUAUGUGAAUGUAAUGGAGUUUGUUGUACGGCUGGAUCAACUGCGCCCGAUACGAUCUCUUUUGUUCCAUAUUGUUCUGGAGGAUGUAAGUUGGUGAUUCUUUAGGCUUUAGAGUGUUUGAGGUUUUUCUAAAUUCAACAUUGCCAAUAAAUCAAAAAUUCGAUUUUUCGAUUUCAAACUUUUUAAAAUUUCAGCCUGUCAAAUGUACGCAGUGUUGGAGGGAGACGAAACCUCAUCCUUAACCUGUACUGACGGUUCAACCUACACCUAUUCUCAACAAUAUGCUAGCGAUGGGUCAUAUAACCCAUUGACCUCAGGCAACUAUCUUCAAGCCGCUUCUGUUUCCUGUAACGGGUGUUCUGGAAUCCAAACCGAUUCUUGUUCACCUACUACAGUAACCGGCUCUACCCCUAUCUCAUAA